Pochonia chlamydosporia 170 is the source of this 3039-nucleotide messenger RNA. RefSeq names its product RNA polymerase I-specific transcription initiation factor RRN6-like protein. Gene Ontology annotation, biological process: nucleolar large rRNA transcription by RNA polymerase I. The transcript is spliced from 3 exons. Gene Ontology annotation, molecular function: RNA polymerase I general transcription initiation factor binding; RNA polymerase I transcription regulatory region sequence-specific DNA binding. NCBI's taxonomy places the organism in Eukaryota, Fungi, Ascomycota, Sordariomycetes, Hypocreales, Clavicipitaceae. Gene Ontology annotation, cellular component: RNA polymerase I core factor complex. The coding region runs from base 1 to 3039 and encodes 1012 amino acids. The record is from RefSeq and is a predicted model, not a curated record.
AUGGCUGAGCACCGGCGGCUAGCGGACCUCACUUAUGGUCAUCCUGGGCUUCUGACUUAUGUUCCUCGCGAGGAUCCCGAAAAUGGUCCCGGGAUUUUACACACCAGCAGAGUCGUUUGCGAUACACCAAACUUCGAGAUUGUUGGCUCAUCAGCAGAACUGUAUCCACCAUCGAAGCGCUCUGCCCCAGAGUAUUCAACAGCUCUGUGGCAGGAGCGCCAAGUGCAGCAGAGAUGGUUAUCGAAUUCUCACCCCGAGAUGUUCCUAGGUGGCGCUACGGCCUCUGCUGACUUUCUCAAAGAGGAUAUGAACCGCUUUGAGAAAUCAGAAGAGAGUAAUAGCAGCGGUGCUCUUCUUGCUGUCGGCGAGAUGACUGACAUGAGGGACGCCACUACCCACGUAGGGAUGCCGCUGCUUGUAGUGGCUACAGGCAGCUCCGGUCAGCAACUACGGCUAGCCAGAAUGGAGGAGACAGGGUGGCAGUGGGAUGAUCACAAAGAUGCUACUCUCAAUCUGUCCACAAUUGACGCGAUCCAUCGGGAGGAAGAGGCGAUCUGGCAAGGUGACGGCUUACCCAUAACGAAGAUCAAGUUCGCCACUGCCUAUUGGCCAUAUGGCUCUCUACGUUGGCUUCUGGUUCAAAGCCAAACCUCGGUAACCAUCUUACACCCUGAGUACCAUCGAAUUCCAAUGCCAGGCCGUGUGGAUUCGAAUACGUCUCCGCAGAUGCCGUCUUAUAUUACACCUAACCCUUUGAUCACGUUGCAUCACCGACAAACUGGGGGAAAUGCGUUGUCUGACGUGUGCUUCAACCCACCAUCCGCUGGAUCUCCGCCGCAGAUAUCUGUAAUUGAUGAAUGCGGGUAUUGGAGUAUUUGGAGUUUGCUGGGCACCUGGCAAGUAGCCAAGAACACCCUACGGCUGUCCUUGCACAUGUGCGGACAUGUAUCUGACGGCAUUCUUGACACGAUACCCCGAGUUUCCAGCUACCCGGCUCAAAGGCAUGGCAUGUUGCAAAUCGGACGGACUGAUCGUGAACCACGAGUGCCAAGUGCCACCACCAAGCGCGACGAGGAUAUUAAAUGGUCCUUUGGUCCGUCCCAGCAUAUCUUGGUGUGGAGCUCAGAACAUAUGUCACUCAUAGACUUGAAAGCCGAAUCGGUGCUGCCAGAUGUAGCCAUUCUUUCGCAGUCAAGGACUAAGCCCGACUGGAUUCUCGACAUUCAAAGCAGCCCUGUUAAUGAGAACCAUGUAUUCGUCUUGACGGCUCGCCAGCUGAUUUGGUUGGACUUACUGCCCUCUGGUGUUGAGCCCGGGAAAAGCAGGCAGCCGCAAAUCAUACUUACUUGCUCCCAUGUUGGCUUUGGGAAUGAGGAUUCCAAGAUGUCCGUCUGCCAGGUGUCAGACGACGAGUCUGAUGGCAGCAUGGUUUUCGUUCAUUUGCCGUCUCUAAAUCAGCUCACAGUAUACUGGUUCACUUAUGCCUCAGAUGCAAAGCUUCCACAGUGGCACCGCUACAUCACAGCCGUUUUGGGAGAAAGCAAAAAGGACUCACAGCGCAUACCAAAGUUUAUCAGGGUGCAGCCUGCAAAACUCACAAUAUCUACUGACGGAGACGAAGUCGGUCCCGGCACGGAAUACGCGCGCGCAGGCAUCAGGUUUUACCAGGUGACUAUUCUGGACGAAGAUUUAGGUGUGCGUUACUGCAUUUGCACCACGUCCACUGAUCCAUCUCUCGAAGUCGGUCUACCUACGUCUCGCAUUGGCUGGUCUAAAUCUCAAGACCGGAGACGUUGGAAGCAGAGAAGGAAGCAUUUCUUGCGCCACAUGGGAAAUACAUUUGUGCUACCAGACGGCAUGACGGAUGACCACCUGGAUUCCUUGCUUAAGAAGCAAGAAUCCAAGCCGAAUGAUAACGACACAUCUGAUGAAGAUGAAGUAAAUGUGCCCCGGCCAGUGUAUUUGAAUUUCGGGCGGCUCGCGCAGACCAUCUCGUCUGAUCUACAGGCUGGGAUUUCAGAAGCCGAAUAUGGUUUGCCAAGAGAGCUAGUUGUUUCUGUUCAGCGUGCGAUUGAGCGUGGCCUGCAUGAAGGCUUUUUACCUCUUACAUCAUGGAUGGAGAUUUUGUCAACGCUGGAGCAACCGCUUACAUUUGAAGGUCACGGCGAAAGAUUGGAAAGCGAGACUGAAAGCCUACUUGACACCACAGAUGAAAAUGUCGUCGUUAUGCAACUGAGGAGGAAGGGACCGAGCGAACUGCCCAACUCUCCCCUUGGCUAUUCCUUUUUGGAGGAACGGUUUUCACAGCUGUGGCUUGGCCCGACGGCAGGCUCCUUACCAGAGGAGAUGCAACAUAUUCGGAGGGGCUGGGUAGUCGAGAUCGCUAGAGACAUGUUCUUGUCCAGCUACGGCGUCAUGGUGCAGAAUGUCGCUCUCUUUGGCCCGAGCAUUUCUCACCCUGCUGAGGAGAGCCAGAUGGACGUGGCCACGCCGCGGUCCAGUCAGCCACCUUAUUCGAGCCAAGUAAUUGCUUCAUCGUCACAGGCAGGACCAGGUUCAACAUCAGAGGCCCCGGACGCCGUCUUCCAGCGCCUCCAGCUUCUUGCGCCAACUAUUAAGCAAGGUGCUCUAGGUUCGCUUAAACAAUCAAAGAUUCUUUCUUAUUGGCCCACAGAGCGCGGCGUCGAUCCAGAGGAGUACGUUUCAACCGUUGCUGUUGCAACUGAGGAAAAGUUCUCCUAUGCGAAACGACGAUUGCAGAGGAUCGAAGCGAAGAGGAGAGCACAGUCGGAGAAAUAUAAGCGUCCUGCAUUUAUGCGGCAAGGAUUUCCAGCCAGUGAUGGUCUGGGUGACGAUACGUCGACUAUGGAGAUGCGGCCGCCUCCGGUUCAGGCAAUGUCCAGUCAGCAGCGGGUGCCAGAUUCAUCCCAGAGUGUUGGUUUCCCGGGGCCUUCGGUGACGAUGAGUCAGCCUGUUUCCGGUGUUUUUGGAGAUAGAAAGAAGGUUAAGAAGGGGAAGAGGAAGAGUGGUUUUAGAUAG